UGUUACUGCGCAUGCGCUCAACCUUUAUCGUUGCAGCUUUUUUCUUUUUCUCUAAAUAAACUUAGCAGCGAGUGUAGCUAGCUAACUCACACACACAAGUUACACGAGUUGUGAUUAUGGCCAGAUACAUGAGGCCUCCAAACACGUCUCUGUUCGUCCGAAAUAUCUCUGAUGAGUCCAGGCCUGAGGAUUUGCGGCGUGAGUUUGGCCGUUAUGGGCCCAUAGUAGAUGUCUACAUCCCACUUGACUUCUAUACACGUCAACCAAGAGGAUUUGCAUACAUUCAGUUUGAAGACGUUCGCGAUGCGGAGGAUGCUCUUCACAGCCUCGACAGAAAGUGGGUGUGUGGCCGGCAGAUUGAAAUCCAGUUUGCCCAGGGUGACAGAAAGACACCGAGUCAGAUGAAAUCAAAGGAGAGGAGAUCUCCAGGCAGGUCCUCACGCUACGACGACUACGACCGGGACAGUCGACGACGCCGUUCCCGCAGCCGCAGCCAUGACCGAUACAGAUCCCGCAGCCCCUCAUAUGAGCGCCGGCCCCGACGCUCUGAGAGUCCACGAGACUCACGUGGACGGAUGUAUGGAAGAGGAAGAAGCAGGAGUCGUGAGGAUGACAGAUACAGGCCAAGACCCCGAAGAGAAUCCAGAGGGAGGUCUCGAUCACGCUCCAGAUCUGUGACUCCACAAGAGAACGUCCACCCGCCCUCAACUUCCCAUUACACCCAGGAGGAAGUGCGACGAACACAUUCCCCUUCCCGAUCCAGGUCCCGAUCCAUAUCAAGAUCACGCUCUCGCUCUCGGUCCCGGUCCCGGUCUUGGGCCGGACGCAAGUCAGGAGGACACUAGGAACUAUCUGCUCCCUCCUCUAAACCCCACGCCUGCAAAAAGGGAUGGGGUAUAAAUGGUUAAAACAUUGGUCAUCUGCCAAAAAAAAAGAAAUGGUUUGUUUGUACGAAAUGUUCUCUCUGAUUUUGAAAAGGGAUGAAAUUGAAUGUUGUGAUAUCCCACUAAACCAGGUGUGGAAUGCUUAUGUUUUGUUCCUUUGUCUUGAGAACAAUGCUGGUCCUUUGGUUUUAUUAAAUGUCUUUUGGUAAGGAGAGCCGCGGAAUAUCAGACACAUUUCAGCAGUUUCCAUGCUCAGGAGAAGUCCGCUGAGAGGAGUUUUCAUUGCCUUUUUUAUAUAUACAGCAAAUGUUGAGUUGGCGGGGCGUAUCUCAAAAGUUUGAAAAUCCAGUCACUUUUCAAGUGUUAGAAUUUUGUCUACCAAUGACUUAAACUACCACCUCUUGUUUAAAAUGUACUACAGUGUUCUGAUUUUGUGAUAUCAGUUGUUUUCUCUGAGAGUAGGUGCCACUUUUCUUCCUUCUUUUUUUUUUCUCUUCAUUUUGGAACUGCUCCAAAUACCCAGAAAUGUUCUGAAGAGCAACAAUUUUGUGUUUACGUGGCUAUAUAAAUGGUUUUCCAGAAUAAAUCUUGUCACUAUUUGCAUGUUUAAACCUCCUAACCUUUUAUCUUUAGUUAACUUGUUGAAAAAAAUGAAGACAUUAUUUUGAAAGUAAUAAACGGAUAACAUAUA
Messenger RNA from Myripristis murdjan (pinecone soldierfish), 1575 nucleotides. RefSeq names its product serine and arginine rich splicing factor 10b (gene srsf10b). NCBI's taxonomy places the organism in Eukaryota, Metazoa, Chordata, Actinopteri, Holocentriformes, Holocentridae. The record is from RefSeq and is a predicted model, not a curated record. Gene Ontology annotation, molecular function: RNA binding. The coding region runs from base 117 to 845 and encodes 242 amino acids. The transcript is spliced from 6 exons.